UAAUUCAACACUGAUUUCUCCGCGAAUGAGCGAGGAACAGACGAGAUGCCAAAAACUCCAGCAAGAAGCAUUGUUUGGACUUUAGGAAAACUCGCGUUGUGAAUAACCGAGAAAAGGAGACGAUUUCAGGCGGCGUGCUUUUUCUUCAUGAACUUUCACGAGCGCUGUGACCAUGCAGCCUUUGAGCUAGUGCACGAUUAUUGUUUCCACUUAUCACCCAACUGAGUGAUCAGUUUGAGAGAGGAAGCCAAUAAAAAAGGAAAAGGAAGACUAAUAAAGACAGUUGCCGCUGAAAGUAAUGGUCCGAAGAUAUCACUCAUAGAGCAGGAUUUUUUUUCGCUUUUGCGUUGCUCUUCUCGAGGUUUUUGGGAUCGCUGGGACAUUUCACCAAAGCUGGAAGCGACAGAUCCACAUGGUCCAGCCCGUAGAGUGAAAGUUGAGUUCUCCACAAUAUCCGAACAGGUGACACGUGAUGAUGGUAGAAUCAGCAACUGAGACCAUUCGAACAACACCCUCCAAUCAAAAUGGAGUCAGCAGUCUAAGCAGCCAAUCAGACGGUGGAGGAAGAGAGGGCGGCUCCAACGGUGACACCAAUGGGGAGAUCAGUCCAGUGGAUUUACUGCACCUUCAACAGCAGCAGGCCCUCCAGGCAGCACGGCAGUUCAUCCUCCAGCAGGCCACAGGACUCAAUUCCCCCAGCAGCGAGGUCAAACAAAACCAUGUACAGGUGCCUGUAUCCAUGGCGAUGAUGACCCCUCAGAUGAUAACUCCUCAGCAGAUGCAGCAGAUCCUCUCUCCACCUCAGCUCCAAGCUUUACUUCAACAGCAACAAGCCCUAAUGCUGCAACAGCUGCAGGAGUACUAUAAGAAGCAACAGGAGCAGUUGCACCUCCAGCUUCUAACCCAGCAGCAGCAGCAAGCAGGGAAGCAGGCCAAAGAGCAGCAGCAGUUGGGGAAUAAACAGCUGGCUUUCCAGCAGCAGCUGAUGCAGAUGCAACAAUUACAGCAGCAACACAUUCUGAAUCUACAAAGACAGGGCCUGGUGAACCUACAGCCGGGCCAAGGAGCCGUACCCAUUCAGAGCCUGCAGCAAGCCAUGUGUCCCACUGACCUGCAGCAGUUGUGGAAGGACGUGGCAGGCAUUCAGAGCACAGAGGAGGUCAUGAAACAUGAGGGCCUCGAUCUGACCACCAACAGCUCCAAUUCUACCUCAUACUCGGCCUCCAAGGUCUCACCUCAGAUCCCCCAUCAUCCUUUGCCAAAUGGACAGAACUCUGUGCACACUCCAAAGAGAGACAGAGCAAGACUCUUUGAGUGGAUCUCGUCCUUCACCAAGGAGUCCAGUGACGAUCAUCUCACGCCUUACUCCAAAAGCGCUCCCCUCCAGAGCUCCCACUCGACCCACGAGGAACACACGGCCUCGCACCCGCUCUACGGACACGGCGAGUGCAAGUGGCCUGGCUGCGAGGCGCUCUGCGAUGACAUGGGCCAGUUCAUCAAGCACCUGAACAGCGAGCACGCCCUGGACGAUCGCAGCACAGCCCAGUGCAGGGUCCAGAUGCAGGUCGUUCAACAGCUGGAGAUACAGCUGGCCAAAGAGAGCGAGCGUCUGCAGGCCAUGAUGACCCACCUGCACAUGCGUCCAUCAGAGCCAAAGCAUUUCAACCAACCUCUGAACCUGGCCUCUAGUGUGUCAAUGUCGAAACGAGAAAACGAAGGGUUUCCUGAGGGCUUGCCACACCCCCCCACCUCAGCUGCCACCCCCAUCACCCCCAUGAGGCAGGGACCCUCCGUCAUCAGCUCCUCCAGCCUGCACGGAGUCGGACCCAUCCGUCGCCGCAACUCAGACAAGUUCUGCACCCCCAUCGCAUCGGAACUCGCACAGAAUUGUGAAUUCUACAAAAACGCUGAUGUCAGGCCUCCAUUCACCUAUGCUUCUCUCAUACGACACGCCAUUCUGGAAGCUCCCGACCGUCAGCUGACUCUAAAUGAGAUCUACAACUGGUUUACACGAAUGUUCGCCUAUUUCAGGAGAAACACAGCAACAUGGAAGAAUGCUGUGCGCCAUAACCUGAGUCUGCACAAGUGCUUUGUGCGAGUGGAGAACGUCAAGGGUGCCGUCUGGACCGUGGACGAAGUGGAAUACCAAAAGAGGAGACCACCAAAGAUGACCGGAAGUCCCACACUCGUGAAGAAUAUGAUUUCCGGACUGGGAUUCGGCUCCCUGAAUGCCAGUUAUCAGGCUGCACUUGCGGAAAGCAGUCUUGGUCUUCUGAACAGCCCCACCCUGUUGAACAACAGCACAGGUGCGAGCCUUAACAUGCUGCACGUCGGUCACGAUGAUGUCAGCAGCACUGUUGAACAGGUCAACAGUAACGGCAGCUGCAGCCCUGGCCUCUCUCCACAGCAGUAUGGACACCAGGUUCAUGUGAAGGAGGAGCCAGCUGAGAUGGAAGAGGAUAGCAGACCCAUGUCCCUCAUGGCAUCUGUCACUCAAAACAUGAGCAUGCCCGGUGACGAGCGCGACAUGGAGGAGGAUCUUCCAACAGAGGAGCUGGAGUAAAAGCGAUGUGGUGGAGGCGGAGCUUACUGGCCUAGCCCCUCCCUCAUAUUCAAGGUGUUCAAGAAAACAAAGAUCCAAAACCAACUACAACUUCGAAAACCAAAACAGGGUUAGACCUCAUCAGUUUAUAAAGCAAAAAACACGACAUGCUUUUAUCCCCUUCAUUUUUUUUUAUUUCUUCGGUCAGUAUCCUCAAAAAGACACUUUUGCGUUUGAGACCGCCUGUGUUUUGAAAUAUGCUAUGUUAGAAGUACGGACCACCGCAGAGCUACUGAGGGAAACCUGACAAGAUAUAACAUCAGUAUACUCACGCAAGUGUGUAUAGUCGGUUUUUUUUUCUUUUCGGAAGUCACCUGAGGUUUCUCCGUUUUAAGUCUUUUUAGCUCUAAUGUUCUUUGGGCCUGAGAACACCGCUUUUCUAUGGGAUACAUACACGGAGGUGAUUUACCUCAGAAAGAAAAAAGAGGGAAAAGAUGAGAAAAACACAUCUUUAGAAUGACUUCUGCUUUCAUCCAGAUUUUUUCUAUAGGGAUGCUGCAAGACUCCGUAACUUUGCCGUCACGCAGUUAAGUUCACCACUCCUGACAAAAGCAAAGCAAAGACUGAAACACAACAAGCUGUAAGACUGGCAACGGCAUCCCGGGUCACCUCCUUUUUCUUUGUCUGUUUCCCGUUUACAUGACUGGACUCGCAGCGCGAGGUGUGCUGUCUCGGGGCAGCAUUAACCUCUCUGAUCAGACAGUGGCUGCGCGCCCUCCUUAUCUUUAGCCAAACUUAAAGUAGAAAAUGUUGCCACCCCCAAAAAGGCCUAUUUCAGGAAAAGGAACUUUUGCUGUUGUUCUCCUGUGGUGCUGUUAUGACAGCCAGACUGACCCGAGGCUUGAGGAGGACCGGCUCAGAGACUCUAUUGACUGUAUUGUUGAUUAUAAUAUGUGUGCAGUAGCUUUCGAUUUCUCCUUUUGCUUUACCGUCAUAGUCGUUUAUUUCUAAAUGAUCAACGUUUUUCAUUGUGGUAUUAUUCAAUUAUUAUAUGUCUUCUGUUGAUGAUUUUUUUUCUCUCUUAUCAUUCCAAAAAAAAAGUUUCGUUCGGGAGAGAAGUUCCAAACAACCCCCCCCCCCCCCAAAAAAACCCCUCCAAACUUACCCCCAGAGUUAGAUGAAUGAGGAUAGCACUUACUAAGUGACAGAUGCGGAAAUAGUGAACGGUACCACAGAUCUAACAUCAAAUACUAAGGUAACAAACCACUCAAACCAUUAUAAAGCAGAGAGAAGCUGAAACUAAAGAGACGAGGUUUAAUACACAAUGCAGGGCUCCCUGUAAGAUCCUAAAAUUAACUUUACAGGCAUUUGUUCCUCACAAGCAUUUUUAUUUUGCACCAUUUAUAUCUUUUAUUUCAAAGUUUUCUGUGGAAGCCAAUUGAUAUCAGCUGCGAUACAAAAUAUUGCUUUAAUGUAAAAGAUAACACGGUCACAGAAUACCUCAGAACACAGUGUUUGCCCCCUCAUGCUGUUAUUACAAAGGGGAUUUGUGCUGUGGUUAACCAACACGGUGACUCUUUCAUUAUCAGUUCUGUAGUUAGUAGAUAUAUAAAAGUUAUUUGCAAUUCACUGUGUCGGUAGAAAGUGAUUAGCAUGUGAGAUUUUGCUUUUGCUGAACUAUAAAAGAAACGUUUCUCAGUAUAGUGUCAUGCCAAAUUCCAAGUUUUAAUUUAAUAUAUGUUGCUUUUUUCGUUUUCCCCAUUUUACUUUUGUUACAGGUAACCAAAGAGAUAUUUAGUAAACCAAAAAAACUCUUUUUUUUUAUUUAUCCUUUCUUUUCCUAAAGAACUGGCCAAAAGAACACAAACACGUCAUUUUAAAAUAAUAUGUUUGUUUUUUUUCCGUUAAAUAAUUUGUUUUUAACUUACACUACAGAGCAUUCCAAAAACCAAAGUGUAAAAUGCAUAUGCUUUUUUUCAUAAAAGGAGAGAACUGUUUAGAUAUAUGUUGUUAACCUGAUGAGUUAUUAACACUACAUAUGUUUAAAGGCCAAAUAAGCAAACUGAAAAGGAAACAAAAAUGCAAAAAAGCAGUAUUAAAAAAGCCUCUUGCUGUUCAUUAGUUAAUAUGAGAAGCACUUAGGAUUUGAUUUUACCCCAUCUUGUGCUCAGGCGAUUGCGGUGUUGAGAAUGCAGUCUAACUGUGGGAUUACACCAAUUUCGCAUUGCGUUGCUCACUCUAGAUUACUCGCGGGAUUUAACUUCGAAAAUGUUCAACUUGGGCGAAGACGCGUUUGAGGCGAAUAGCACGUGUUUUCACAGCAAACACUCCGCCCAUAUCGCAUCAUUCGCAUCGCCCCGCGAGGACGCGUCUGAUUACGUCUUUGCAUUGACUUUGUAUGUAAUCUACUCGCGCAAAUCGUUGAACUCGCAUCUGGUGUAAACCCACAGUAAUGCUACGUACACACCAAGCGCGGGGCAUCGCGUUACUCACUCUAGAUUACUUGCGGGAUUUAACUUCGUGUCAUGCGAAUUUUUCGCUUGAGUUAAAUAUUUUCAACUUGGGCGAAGAUGCGUUUGAGGCGAAUAGCGCGUGUUUUCACGGCAAACGCGCCACCCAUAUCGCAUCACUCGCAUCGCCCCGCGAGGACGCGUCUGAUAACGUCUUUGCAUUGACUUUGUAUGUAAUCUACUCGCGCAAAUCGUUGAACUCGCAUCUGGUGUAAAAUGCUACGUACACACCAAGCGCAGGGCAUCGUGUUACUCGCUCUAGAUUACUCGCGGGAUUUAACUUCGUGUCAUGCAAAUUUUUCACUCAAGUUGAAUAUUUUCAACUUGGGCGAAGAUGCGUUUGAGGAUAAUAGCGCGUGUUUUCGCUGUUAACGCGCCACCCAUAUUGCGUCAUUCGCAUCGCCCCACGCAAGGACGCGUCUGAUUGCGUCUUUGCAUUGACUUUGUAUGUAAUUUACUCACGCAAAUUGUGAACUCGCAUCUGGUGUAAACCCACAGUAAUGCUACGUACACACCAAGCGCGGGGCAUUGCAUUACUCGCUCUAGAUUACUCGCGGGAUUUAACUUCGUGCCAUGCGAAUUUUUCGCUUGAGUUGAAUACUUUCAACUUGGGCGAAGAUGCGUUUGAGGCGAAUAGCGCGUGUUUUCGCUGUAAACGUGCCGUCCAUAUUGCGUCAUUCGCAUCGCCCCGCGCAAGGACGCAUCUGAUUGCGUCUUUGCAUUGACUUUGUAUGUAAUCUACUCGCGCAAAUCGUUGAACUCGCGUCUGGUGUAGACCCACGGUUAGAGGAAGAUUCACCCUCGGAGAUUGCAAAAGGCACUUGAAUAACAGUGAUGUACUUUCAUGCAAAUUACUCAGCAUUAUGGUUUACCUAACAGAAUUACUCUCUUAGCAGUAUUUUAAAAUAACAAAUACCAAAAAAGCAGUCAAACAUUGAAACACUGAAAUUCAGUUUCUUGCUUAUCUAUACUUUCCUAGCGCAUUAAACAGUAUUAUUUACCGCACAAAUAACAGAGAACUAAAUACAAGGGACAAAAAGACUUUUUGAAUCAUUUUCCACAUUUUUGACGUAAGGGGAUCUUUUUGCUUGUUGUUUUUAAGGUCACAGAAGAGAGGUGUAUGCUCAUACUGUACAUCUGUAAGGAAUUAAAACCAAAAAUAAUUCUACCUCCUUUUCAAAAUGGUUCACGACAUAGAAAAGGCCAAUGAAAGUCACCUUCAAGGUGUUGUCCUUCAAAAAACAACCAAAAUAGGAUUGUUAUACCGAUUCUCAAUUCCAAAUUCAUUAGCAUGAAUGGAAGCAAAUAAAUGAGACACAAUAAAAAAAAACGAAAUAAAAGUCUACCUCUCCAUCCCCUUCUGAAAAAGAUGCCGAGUCCUGUUAAGUAUGAGGCAUUUAGUGGUCAACAUAUUUAAAAGGGUCUACUCCAAAUCACACAUUGCCCACUUUAAGUGAUCUAUUAGCAUAGUGUCUAUGUACAGGUCCUCAAUGCGGAGGUUUAAUUGUCUGUUCUAAUUCCGCAUGCAUAAUGAAAGGCCAGGCCAAUGAGAGCCAUCGAGCCUGCUGGUCAUUAGAGCAUACUCAAUGAGCCAGUCAGUUGGCUGUCAGAAAUGAUGAUAGGCAGAAUGCAUUAACGUAGGCCACUCUUACAUGGACCUCGCUUCCCAAUUAAUGCAAAGUAUAGCUCGCACGUGCACACAAGCAUCCCUGAGAGAUCAUCACGCUCCUGGUAGCGGUUACUCUGGUAAAACAGGCUUUUAUUUUGUACCGUAGACCACUCGAAGAGCGAACGCACUAAAUGCCUGCAGAUGAAACCAAAAUAUCCAAAGAGAAACAUCGUGCUACAAUAAUGACUGCAAAGGAAUUCAAAAACAAAUUGCUGCAUUCAAUAAAUGGACUACAAUUGUGCUUUAAGGUACACCUGUAAACACAGCUGUUUUAUAAAGAUGUAGACUGAAACACAUCGGUAUUAGUGAUCGCCAUGAUUUUCUUCAUUACUUUUACAGACAUGUUGUAUUAUUGUAUACAAACAUGUAUAAUGAUGUGUUAUUGUAUACUACAGCUUUGGCUUAGCUCUCAAGGGCAUUCCCUCUUUUUCAUUUACUUUUUCGUUAUUGUUUUAUUUUUUUGCACCUGUUUAGCUAUUGUAAAGUUUCGAGCUCAGAGUUCCUAUACUGUAUUGCUUAUGCUAAAAAGUGUAUGUAUUUAUCAUAUAUGUGCUGCAGGUAUCAUGGUUUUGCUUUUGGGUUUUGAUUGUUUUCUUUUUGUUUUCCCAGUUUUAAUUGAUUUUUAUUUUAAUUUUAGAUUUUUGUGUAUUAUCUCUCAGAAAAAAAGAAAAGAUUAAAAGUUAGAUAAGUGGUUUAGGUAACACACCUGUUUGUAUAUUUAUCUUAGCUAGGUCUAUUUUGAUACUUUUUGUCUCUGUAGUGCAUUUAUGCAUUUUUAAGGAAAAAAGAGAGAAAACAAAACUAAAAAGUUGAACUCAUUGUGUAAUGAUACCUCAGAAGGACUUUUCUCAAAAGACAGGACCAAAAUUUCAGCGAAAGAGAAAAAAAUUGAAGAAAAAUAUGUAGCCCUCUCUUGCUUAUAAGAAAGAGCAAAUCUAAGGUAUUUUGUUUUUUAAUUUUUUUUUUUUUGGUCCUUUUUGGUGCCAAUAUCUGUACAGACUCCCUUUAAAUCAAAUCAUUCCUUUAUUUACCAUUAGCACUCAAAGCUGUCUUUCAUAAGGCAACAGGACUCUAGAUCUAGCUUGGUAGCACCAAAAAUGGGACCAAGACAAACACUCAUACAGUAAAGACCAUUUUUGGUAUCAUAAAAACACUAACUGCUGUGCAUGUAGUGAGACUUUUUCCACAAUAGCAUACCAAAUAAGAUUUUUAGGCUUUUAGUCACCACCAAAGGGGUUGUUGGUAGACAUCCGUAUUCCAAAUUGAUAAAGUCUGCCAUUGUAACCAAACAAAUGCGUGACGAAGGUGACAGAGCAGUAUUUUAUGUCUCACUAUCCUUUAUAGCGACAGCAGUUAUCCGCGCUAUAACCCUUAGCGUCCUCUUUACGCCGGUUCGAGGUCUUUGAUAGGCUCGGAGCUCCAUUGCCCAGUGAUUAAUAGCUUUGAGCUGCCAUUCUCCAGGUAAAAGAUCCCUGCCCGGGAGCUUUGCCUGAUGGGAUUAACUUCCUCAGCCAAUUAAAUGGAACUACCACUUCGACUCUCCUCUCAUUGUAUUUUUACGAAUGUGUGUACAUUUUCAACAGUGACUUAUAUGUACUUAGUUUCGUUUUAAUUGUUUCGUUUACUUCUCUUUAUUUUUUUACAUUUGUUUUGCUUUUCCAGAUGAGACUUGGGGGAGGAAUAGGUGGUGGCUUUGAAAUGGUAUAGAAAAUGAAAAAAGGCAACUAGCCACCCACCUUUCUCGUUCUAACCCCGGUGACCAUGUUUAUGCGAGUCACUGCCGUUUUUCCUCAUGCUGUAUAAAAAACACAUAUAUCUGUGUAUUUGUAACCUGAAUCUUCUUGUGUCUGUCCAUGCAGACAAUAAAAAAACUGUACAGUAGGUCUAGUUGCAUGUAAUCUGUACUAAUUAUUGACAAUGGCAUUAUAAAAUGCAAUAAAAAUACUUAUUACACUGUCUAA
Misgurnus anguillicaudatus (oriental weatherfish) is the source of this 8682-nucleotide messenger RNA. It is a transcript of the gene foxp4, whose product is annotated as forkhead box P4. NCBI's taxonomy places the organism in Eukaryota, Metazoa, Chordata, Actinopteri, Cypriniformes, Cobitidae. Gene Ontology annotation, cellular component: nucleus. Gene Ontology annotation, molecular function: DNA-binding transcription repressor activity, RNA polymerase II-specific; RNA polymerase II cis-regulatory region sequence-specific DNA binding. The record is from RefSeq and is a predicted model, not a curated record. Gene Ontology annotation, biological process: regulation of transcription by RNA polymerase II.